Messenger RNA from Trametes versicolor FP-101664 SS1, 2181 nucleotides. RefSeq lists its product as uncharacterized. The transcript has 8 exons. The record is from RefSeq and is a predicted model, not a curated record. Lineage: Eukaryota; Fungi; Basidiomycota; Agaricomycetes; Polyporales; Polyporaceae. Gene Ontology annotation, molecular function: DNA-binding transcription factor activity, RNA polymerase II-specific; transcription cis-regulatory region binding; zinc ion binding. Bases 1 to 2181 code for a protein of 726 amino acids. Gene Ontology annotation, cellular component: nucleus. Gene Ontology annotation, biological process: positive regulation of transcription by RNA polymerase II.
AUGCAUUCGCCAUCUAGUGGCGACAGCAACUCCCCGUCUCCCGAACUCGCAUCUGACGGUCCCUCCGCAAACGCGUCUCCCAUCUCCGCCGCCACCUCACUAUACAUCUCCCAGGCCUCGGAUGAGGGCGAGUCCACCGGCAACCAGAGCUCGCGAGGCACGCCGACGCGCUUCAUGUCUGAUCUGACGCGCUCAAAUUCGACUGGCAAGGGCGGAUGCUGGACAUGUCGGGUUCGACGCAAGAAAUGCGACGAAGAGCGCGAGGGCGACUCCUGCAAGACGUGCGUCCGCCUCCGCAUAAAGUGCCUCGGCUGGGGCCCCAAGAGGCCCGACUGGAUGCGGGACAAGGAAAAGGUCGCCGCAUACAAGGCGGACAUCAAGGAGCAGCUCUCGCGCAUGGGCCUCAUCCGCGGGCAGCCGCGCCAGCCGUGGCACACCGGCCUCGCAUCCGCGUCGCAGCCCCCGACGCCAGGCGUCGCCGGGCCCGGGCCCACGACGCCAGGCGUCGCCGGGCCCGGGCCCACGACGUCCGGGCACCGCGGACGUAACCUUCUCGGUGUUUCAUGGCCGCUGACUGGGGUUCUUGCAGGGCCCGACCGUCACCCACAUAACCACCCCGCGGGCCCGUCAUCGUCAGCCCGCGCGAGCCAGAUGUCCCCCAUGGUCACCUUCCUGCCCACCCCGACUAGCGCGUCCAUGUCCGACCCCCUCUACGGCUUCGGCCAGUCAGCAUCGUCGAUAUCGCUGCCAGGGGGCGACGACUCACACUACUUUAUGCCCUCACAAGGCCUCAGUGUCUCAGUGCCGUCGACGCCACAGCCAUCGAUCCGCCAGGAGGAGUAUAUCGCGUACUAUUUCAAGAAGGUCCGAGAACUGCAGUUUGUGUUCUGCGGCGAUACGCUCGCAAACAUCUUGUAUCCUAUCAUCCAACAAGAACCGAACGGCGUCGUCGCGCUCACGCUGUGUGCGCUCGCGGCGCUCCACCACGCGCGGCUACGCAUGGCGCAGGGCGCAGACCCAAUCGCAGAGGAUCCAGACCACGAGAACGCGCUGCCGCGACAGUUCUACGACCGUGCGCUGUACGGGCUCGUGCACGCCCCACAGACAAACGGCACCGGGCAGUAUUCGGACUCGGAUGCGAUCGCAGCCGUGCUGCUCAUCUCGUACGCCGUGCUCGGCGGCGGGACCAUGGACUGGGCGACGCCGCUCGAGUACGCGUGCGAGUGGCUGGGCCAGACCGGGAUCUACAACGAAGAGAACCCGAAAUUGACGUUGUUGAACAUGUCCGCCACCGCGCGUUUCGCCGCGAAGGGGAUCAUGUAUAUUGAUGUCUUGGCGAGCAUCACGCUCAAGCAGCCACCACGCUUCCUGUCGCUGUACAAGCGGCUGUUCGGGGGUGGCGCCGGCUUCUGGGCGAACACCGCGAGCCCAGCGCAGAACGCCGAGCUGCGCAUGGAUGGGCUUACGGGGUGCCCCAACGACGCCCUGCUCGCCUUGGCCGAAAUCUCCGCACUGGCGCACUGGAAGGCGUCAGAGCUGCAAAACGGAAGCUUGAGCGUGCGCGAGUUGAUCCGACGGGGCGACAUUAUCGAGAAGGAGCUCCGGGAGCGUGCGACGGGCUUGCGCGCAGAAGAGGACGAGUAUCAGAGCCAGGCAGCGGCACUAGCAGGCUUGGAUAUGUCGCCCGCAGGUCUUCCGAUGGCGAUGGGCCUUCCGCAUGUCCAGCCAGGAAUGUCGGGUGCAUCGAGGUCGCCUAGAGCACAAGCAGACGCUUCCAAGCACAUUAUCGGAGAGAUGUUCCGCGAGACAGCCGUCUUGUACCUGCACACUGUCCUCAGUGACUCCUCGCCAGGUGUCCCAGAGAUUAUGAACGGCGUCGAGCAAAUGAUGAAGCUUUUGAACGAGCUGCGGCCGUCGCCGUACGAUCGCGCGCUCGUGCUCCCUCUCUUCCUCGCCGGUUGCAUGACAAACAAUCAGAUGAUGCGCGAGGUGGUCAAGCAUCGUUUCUUCAUGCAAGAUGCGACGAUGGGCAACGUCCUCCUCGCGCAGACGGUGAUGGAGCAGAUCUGGCUCCAUCGCGAAACCGUCAACCGGAUGCAGCGUCCCGGCGACCGGUCGGCGGUCAUGGGCGACUGGCGUGACGGCCUCCGCAUGGAGUGGGCGAGCCUCCUCCUGAUAUGA